Molecule: messenger RNA, 1877 nt
Organism: Chaetomium fimeti
Lineage: Eukaryota; Fungi; Ascomycota; Sordariomycetes; Sordariales; Chaetomiaceae
Product: DnaJ domain-containing protein
Exons: 1
Coding region: 83-1423 (446 amino acids)
Biological process (GO): regulation of translational fidelity; 'de novo' cotranslational protein folding
Cellular component (GO): cytosol
Molecular function (GO): Hsp70 protein binding; ribosome binding
Source: RefSeq, a predicted model, not a curated record
AAAACUGAGCUGCCCCUCCAACCUCCAAACACACCACCUGCGAUUUGGCACAUCCAGACAUUUUGCUCAUAACCACAGCGCAAUGGAGGCCACCGUCGUACCACUUCCGCUCCCUGCCCUCCCUGAGGGUUGGGAGUCUGAGAACAACUUCAAGGCCAUCGGCAAGAUCACCAAGGAGAGCGCUACGCAGCGCACUCUGGAACCCGUCGGCCCCUACUUUCUCGCCCACGCCCGCCGUGCCCGCCACAAGCGCACUUUCUCCGAGGAUGACCGGAUACAGGCUCAGGAGCGCGCCAAGAAGGUGGAGGACAACGACGACGGCGAGAUCAGCGAGCCCGAGGACCCCAUGAUGCUCCAGCGCGAGGCCAAGGACUGGAAGUCGCAGGACCACUACAAGGUUCUCGGCCUGUCCAAGUACCGCUACAAGGCCACCGAGGAGCAGAUCAAGCGCGCCCACCGCAAGAAGGUGCUGAAGCAUCAUCCCGACAAGAAGGCCGCCGCCGGUCGCGCCGAUGACGACAACUUCUUCAAGUGCAUCCAGAAGGCCACCGAGGUGCUGCUCGACCCCAUCAAGCGCCGUCAGUUCGACUCUGUCGACGAGGAGGCCGACGUCGAGCCGCCCACCAAGAAGCAGCUGGCCAAGGGCAACUUCUACAAGCUGUGGAGCCAGGUCUUCAGGUCCGAGGCGCGCUUCAGCAAGGUGCACCCCGUGCCGACCUUCGGCGACGACAAGGCGACCAAGGAGGACGUCGAGAACUUCUACAACUUCUGGUACAACUUCGACAGCUGGCGCUCGUUCGAGUACCUGGACGAGGACGUGCCGGACGACAACGAGAACCGCGACCAGAAGCGGCACAUGGAGCGCAAGAACACCAACGCCCGCAAGAAGAAGAAGGCCGAGGACAACGCCCGCCUCCGCAAGAUGCUCGACGACUGCUCCGCCGGCGACGAGCGCAUCAAGCGCUUCCGCCAGGAGGCCAACGCGGCCAAGAACAAGAAGCGCCUCGACCGCGAGGCCGCCGAGAAGAAGGCCGCCGAGGAUGCCCGUCUCAAGAAGGAAGCCGAGGAGAAGGCGGCCAAGGAGGCUGAGGAGAAGGCCAAGACCGACCGCGAGGCGAACAAGAAGGCCAAGGAAGCGGCCAAGAACGCCGUCAAGAAGAACAAGCGCGUGCUGCGUGGCUCGGUCAAGGACGCCAACUACUUCGUCGAGGGCGACGCGUCUGCGGCCACCGUCGACGCCAUCCUCGGCGACGUCGAGCUGAUCCAGGCCAAGAUUGACGCCGACGAGAUCGCCGCGUUGGCUGGCAAGCUCAACGGCCUCAAGGUGGCUGACGAGAUCAAGGGUGUGUGGAAGGAGGAGGUCGAGAGGCUUGUCGGUGCCGGCAAGCUCAAGGAGGGCGAGGCCAAGGCGCUUGGUGCUUGAAGGGCAUGAUGUGGCGGUUUAGAUCAACGAUGUCAUCUACGAUUGCAUGAUUGCGGCUGAUGAGGGCGAAUAGACGGCGUUGUGAGAGUGUUGUGCUGCACCUGUUUGUGUCUUCUCUGGAAAGCGGUCGUGUGGAUGCCAGCCUCUUACGAAAAGCGUUCAAGUUGACUUGCUGUUUCCCAGAGCACACGUUAAUACUAGGUGUUACCCCCAGUGUCAAGGAUACACUUCAUAUUUCACAUCUUGUGUACACAUAGAUACAUCACCAGCUCCCAUACGGCCACUUCUCUACACCCAGAGCCCCACUUGGUCGGUUACAAAGCUUGAGGCAGUUCAGAUGUGUCCAUGACUGCUUUGUACCAGUUGUACGUAAAUCCUUCUGUCCCAUUUCACGCCCUGAAGAAAUGAGAGUUCUCUAGCGAGCUCGCUUUGAGGCUAUCAGUGUCAGGCCCCC